Messenger RNA from Actinia tenebrosa (Australian red waratah sea anemone), 1378 nucleotides. RefSeq lists its product as uncharacterized. The record is from RefSeq and is a predicted model, not a curated record. NCBI's taxonomy places the organism in Eukaryota, Metazoa, Cnidaria, Anthozoa, Actiniaria, Actiniidae.
ACAUGUAUUUUUUGAAUUUGGUCUAAAAUUAAAAUACACCGAAAAUGCCACUUCUUUUGGAGUACUGUGGAUUGAAUCUACGAUCAGCAACUAUCGUCAUCGGCUGCUUUGCAUUGUUUUACUCAGGGUAUCACGUCAUUAAAUAUUCAACCAUGAUAGCAGUUUUGAAUGGCAUUGAAAAUGAUGACACAGAUUUGCCCAGGCAUGAUAUUCCAAACUUAUUAAAAGUUCUCUAUAUGGGUAUAUCAGUUGCUGGUGCAAUGAUAAUAUGCAGUAUGCUGCUACUAUUUGGUGUCUGGAAGAAACUUCCAAGCCUGAUUUUUAUGUGGAUACCUGCCUCAGUGGUUUACUUAUUGCUUGAUCUUGCCGUUAUCAUUUACUGUGUUGUCACAUAUACAGAUCUGAGUUCUAUUGCUCUCUACAUUGGAAUAUCAUGUUUCUGGUAUGCCCUCCACAUCUACUUCAUAAUGGUUGUGGCGCUCUACUUGAAAUACCUUACAGGAAGACUUCUUCCUGGAGCUGGUUACCACAGCCUAACGUCUGAUGCAUAAACUACACCCGAAUAUACCUGAUGACCUCCGUCACGCAAUCAUAUAAUAUUACGAAGCGCAUACCAUGUGUAGUAUGGUCGAACCCUUGGCUGCCCCAUUUACGUCACGCAAUCUUACAAUGAAGAAUAUAUAAACGUACGAGAUAUGUGUGACCAAGGGUUCGACCAUAUCCGUCACRGCGCACCUUUAUCAAUAGUUGUUCCGAGCGCGCUUCCAUAAUAGCGCAGCGCAGCCGUGACGUCAUAAAAACGAAGACAAAGGCGAAAUUCGGACAAACAAACUUACAAGUUUACUUUCAGCAGAUAAUUUUCGCAGCCGAUCGCAGUUGAUCUUAGUUUACAUGGGUUUUUAUCGUAACUUUAAGUAAAAAUAAUAAAAUCGGCUCGUAUAAUCCUCGUAGCGGUUAAACAGAAUGCAAUGUUUGUCCGAAUCUUUAAGCUAUUUUAGAAUCAGCGCGCUACGCUAUUUCACGCGUUAUAAACGGUAACGUUUCAACCCCAACAUUAAUUUCGGUCUCUGACAAACUAUUUUUACCAUAUUUUCGCUUAUCAAUGUAGUAACCAGUGAUGAUGAGAAAUCGAGAUCAAUCGGUUGGACUGAUUGCAAUUAAAUACAAAAUUUGAAAAGUAAGCAUUUGUCGCUUUUAUUACAUAUCAUAUUGUGUCUACUAUUCACGGCGCCAUAAAAAACGAAAUCGACGGAGAAUUUUUGUUUCUGCGCAACAAUAUGAUUAGUUUGGGCWUUGUACUUAUUACUCCUGAAAUUUCAAGUGAGUGGAAUUUUUAGAAGCCCUUGGAAAUACGAAAAAUAACAUUGCACGCAAUACA